This is a messenger RNA of Oldenlandia corymbosa var. corymbosa, 2060 nucleotides long. The record is from the annotation of a GenBank genome assembly. Lineage: Eukaryota; Viridiplantae; Streptophyta; Magnoliopsida; Gentianales; Rubiaceae.
CCGUAUAUAUAUGACACGCAUUUUGAAUUUAUUAUUAUUAUUUUUUUUGGAAGUGAAAGAAAGAAAAGACCGGUGAAGUUGACCACUAUAUAUAUAUAUAUAUAAUUAUCCUGCCUCUCCUCCAUCUCCACCAAAAACUUUUCUUCAUUUCAAAGAUUUUUUCGAAGCUCUUUUUGUACCUGUGGGUUUUCGGCCAUCAAUCGGAAAAUCAAAUCAAAUCUAUGAUGGGGAUGAUUAGGUGUUUGAUCUGCUGCAUCAUUAUCUCCCUGACUUUGUUCCUCUUUCCCACCACCGCUGCCGCUGCAUCUCAUCCUUCCUUCCCGUUUCUUCUCAGUCUCACAUCUCAAUGCCCUCUUUCCCUCCACCCCACCAAAUCCCUUCAAUAUGUGAACGGUGACUACCUCGAGAGAGCUCUAGCCACUAAAGGGAAAAACAGUUAUACUGCUGUGCUCUUUUAUGCUUCUUGGUGUCCCUUUUCUCAAGCUGCCCAUGUGAACUUCAAGGCGUUGAGUUAUAUGUAUCCACAUAUUGAACAUCUAGCCGUUGAACAAUCAUCGGCUAUGCCUAGCCUGUUCUCCCGGUAUGGGAUACACAGCUUGCCUACUAUAUUAAUGGUAAAUCAAAAUUCAAGAAAACGAUUUCAUGGCUCUGCUGAGUUGGAUCCUCUUAUCGAGUUCUACCAGAAAACUACAGGAAGUGAACCAGUUCAUUAUGUUAUUCUGGACCAGUCUGAGAGCUCAGUGUCCAGUCAAAAAACGAUUAUGCAAUCAUGGAUUGGGGCAUCCAUGGAAGAGAUAUUUGCUAGAGAACCGUACCUGAUACUCUCAGUUUUGUUCAUCAUUAUAAGGUUUCUUAUAUAUGUAGCUCCGAGAAUCCUCUAUGCUCUUAGACCCAUCUGGGUGUCAUACCGGCCUCGUAUUAACUUGGAAAUUUUUGGGGAGACUCGUCAAAUCUUGGGCCACAUACUUCAUAUUAUUGAUUUGAAGAGAAUUUGGAGUAAGCUGAGGCUUUGCAAAACCAGAAACUUCCAUCGGGGCGCGAGGAAUGCACAAGUGUGGGCAUCUUUAGCAUCUGUCUCUUUAGGUAAAACCUCAACAUCAUCUUGAGGAUGCAUUUUGUGGGGAAGGGACCUUCGAUCUAAAACAGGUGUCAUGGGGGCUAGCUGUCUCACCUAAAUGUGGUUGAAAAAGGGAAACCUUGUAGCACUAGCCUCAUUGGUUGAUAGUCAUGUGAACUUGAACAAGUGAAAAUCCUUAUGGAAGGAAAAAGCUUUAGUUUUGUGAAGGGAGAGGUACUGUUUUUUCUUGAGUUGUUUUCCUCUACUUCCCGCAUCCCUGCAUUCUUGCUAGGGGGAAACAUAGGCUGUGAACAUUCUUGUAAAUUUUAAUCAGAAUAGCUAGCUUAACACGUGUAUAUUGUGUAACAAGAAUCUUUUUAACCUCAGGAAGCCAUUUUAUGUUAAACCUGGUUUUUUGUGUGAUGCAUCCAUCUGUGGUUUGUAGUAUCUGGAUAGAUAGACAUCCUUUAUUUCUUGUCUUUACCUUUUGUUUUUAGUUUUGGUGUGCUCUGAUGACUGAUCUGUUCGUUGUUGUUGAGUGGCAAAAUUACCUUUUCUUUUUGUUGCCCGUGGAGAUGCUGCCCCAAGGCAAGCUCUUUUCAUUUUGUAUUUAGUUUUCUCUGAUCUGCUCACUGUUGUUGAGUGACAAAAUGACCUUUUUCUUUUUUCUUGUGUGUGGAGAUGCAGUCCCAAGACAAGCUCUUUUCUCUACUGUUUUGGUAGUAGAACUGGUUACUGUAGUAACAUAUGACCUUCAGAUUGGUCUUAUACAUUUGGCCCAAUUAAUAUUUUCGUCCCGUAUAUUAAUAUUUGGAGGGACUGGUUCCAAACAUUUAUGUCCGCAACUUUUUUUUGUAGCAUUUCACUAUGCAGGCACUUUUUCUGUUCGGUCAGCGGCGGUCCACAAAGCACUGAGGGUUAUUUUUAUCUUUUCAUAUGAAUCUUAAUUUCCAUUAAAUUCAAAAAAUUUUAAUAUUAAAAUACUCAGAUUAAAUUAUUAAAA